GAAUCCCACUAACCGAGCUCCACAAUCCUCCUCCUCUCGUCUUUCUUUAUAAACAACAUGUAACUCAGUUCUGAAGGGUAUACAGAUUAAUCCCUUAUUCUACUUGAUAGAAGAAGAGGAUGGCAUCAAGGAGAAUUCUCAAGGAACUUAGGGACAUCCAGAGAGACCCUCCAACUUCAUGUAGCGCAGGUCCUGGGGCGGGAGAUAUGUUCCAUUGGCAGGCAACCAUAAUUGGACCAAGUGACAGCCCUUACUCUGGUGGUGUUUUCCUAGUAACUGUUCAUUUUCCUCCUGACUAUCCUUUCAAGCCACCAAAGGUUGCCUUCAGGACAAAAGUCUUCCACCCAAAUAUAAACAGUAAUGGCAACAUAUGUUUAGAUAUCCUCAAGGAGCAGUGGAGUCCUGCGCUCACUAUAUCAAAGGUCUUACUUUCUAUAUGUUCCUUAUUGACGGACCCAAACCCGGACGAUCCACUUGUCCCCGAGAUCGCACAUAUUUACAAGACUGAUAAACUCAAGUACGAGACGAUGGCACGUAGCUGGACUCACAAGUAUGCCAUGGCUUGAUUCAUAAUCUUCAACCACCCCCACGGAAAAUAAACCGUCUUUCCUUCCUAUCGUUCUCUUGUAUGUCACUGAAGCUAACCCCGGCCCCUACAAUUUGUAUUCUCAAAUCCCAAUCAAUAUAAUAAUAAUGUCAUUUAA
Molecule: messenger RNA, 704 nt
Organism: Carica papaya (papaya)
Lineage: Eukaryota; Viridiplantae; Streptophyta; Magnoliopsida; Brassicales; Caricaceae
Product: ubiquitin-conjugating enzyme E2 28-like
Source: RefSeq, a predicted model, not a curated record